AUGGGAUAUAAGAUAUAUUCUAACUCUGACUUAGUUCAAACAGUAACAUGGGCAAACUAUGAAUGGUUCGCUUUGAGAAACUCAGUACAACCACAAGCUAGAGAACAAACAGACCAGUAUGCAAAUAUUGAGAAAAUAAGAAGACUUGACCCUAACGUUCCAGGAGUUUAUGUUAACCUUUCUGGUUCAGAUGGAACUGCUGCCACUAAAGUAAAACUGAAACUUAGAGUUCCUUUGUCAUCUUUCCUCAUCUUCAGGUUUUUAAGAUACUUGCCAAACUGGGCAGGAAAAAUUUCUAUCGAACUUACUCCAAGCAAAAAUAACUUAGUCAUUGCACCAACACAAGACCCAUUCAGCAUUACUGUAGCUGGAACUGGUGGAGCCAAGUUCUGUGACUUUUGCAAAGACAAAGUUGACUUAGACUUUGGUUUCUCAAACUUCAACAAUGAAGUAAACUAUUAUUUCAAUGCUGCUGGAACUGCUUGGGACCCAGUUAAGUUUACAUGCGAAAAGUUUGAAUGCAAGAGAAUAGAAAGCAGACUUGCAGUCUAUAUGUUGGACCCAGAUAUUUCAAAUGCUUUAGCUGCCAAAUAUAUUGCAGUUCCACUUAUGUUCCCUAUACACCAAAUAUCUGUCAAAGACUUUGCAGGUGAAGUUGGAAACCAAAGUGCUGACCCAGGUGCAAGAACAGAUAUUGCUUUAACAACUGCAAUGAAACAUGCAGAUACUAUGUUUGUACUGUUCAGACGAACUAUAAAUGACUAUUCUUGUUUCUACAACCCCGGUAUUAAAUAUCAUAUAAACAUAGAUGGCAAAUAUUAUCCAAGAGAAGAAUAUUCUACAGUUGAGGAUAUGAGGUCAUACAACUUGACAUUAGAUGCUAUGAACUUUAACAACAACUUCACAACAACCAUUAACCCUGAAAUGCAAAGUUCUAUUAUGCCAUAUGUGAAAGUAUGGACUCAUACAGGAGGUCAAAAAACUCAAUAUACAAAUGGAGACC
This is a messenger RNA of Trichomonas vaginalis G3, 1003 nucleotides long. RefSeq names its product protein of unknown function, DUF4106 family. NCBI's taxonomy places the organism in Eukaryota, Parabasalia, Trichomonadida, Trichomonadidae. The transcript has a single exon. The annotation marks the transcript as partial. The record is from RefSeq and is a predicted model, not a curated record.